Magnusiomyces paraingens is the source of this 14847-nucleotide messenger RNA. RefSeq lists its product as uncharacterized. Gene Ontology annotation, biological process: rRNA processing; ribosomal large subunit assembly. The record is from RefSeq and is a predicted model, not a curated record. NCBI's taxonomy places the organism in Eukaryota, Fungi, Ascomycota, Dipodascomycetes, Dipodascales, Dipodascaceae. Gene Ontology annotation, cellular component: nucleus; preribosome, large subunit precursor. Gene Ontology annotation, molecular function: ATP binding; ATP hydrolysis activity. The transcript has 2 exons. The coding region runs from base 1 to 14847 and encodes 4948 amino acids.
AUGGAAGCACCUCUUUGCUUUGAUCCGCACUUGGCCUUUUCAUCUUUUGAAAAGUUGUGCCAAUCCAAAGGUCUGGUUCUGCCAACAGCUGUUCAGCCUUUGACUCUUUCUAAUUACGAGACUCAAAUCUUAUACCUCAGCUCACUCGCUCUCGACUCUAGAUUCGCAUCCUUAAUACAAGCUACUCAUAGACCAAUUUUCAUAGACAUAGCAGCUCGAUGGGUCAGCAGUCCGUCUGUCGAGAAGAACUUCAUCCAGUCAACUAAUCCUACUGAUCCUCCUAUUGAUGGUUUUUACACAUUUAUCUCUAUUGCUAGAGCCAUUUCUAUCACCCCUGAGGUUCUCCCACUCACACACGAGAUUAUUAAAUCAACAUUAAUUUUCCAAAAUUUUAACACUCGUUACGAACAGUUUGGAGACCGCAACAUUCUGGAAUUUUUACUUGCCUUACACAGAUUAGUUUCUUUUGAUUAUGACGCGUUUUCUUCAUUUAUCUCUGCCGAAAUUUGUGAAAAGCUCAUUAGCCACCCAUGGAAUUCUAUUAAAUACCUUUCUAUCCAGCUGCUCGCUGCAUACCUCACAUCUUCAGACAAAAUUAGAAAGCAAAUGGUCAACAAAAAUAUUGGACAAGAUGUUCCUGUUAUUGGUCCAUAUGAAAAUUCCAACGAGAUUGAUUAUUUAUUUUUAAACACCAUCGAAGCCAAACGCAUCUCACUCGAGCGUAACCUUAUUUCUGAAAUUUCAGCCGAAACCACAAAUACUUUUGAAAUUCCCAAAAAGAAUCUUUCUCCCCUCGUUUCCAACCUCGCCGGCAUUCUUAUUGCCCAAUCAUCUUCUCAAUCUUACGAUGAUUCAAAAUUUGUUCCAACUACAGGUGCUGUAUCCAGUAUCCGGAAAAUUGCCACCGCUCUUCAUACAUCCAAACCCGUUUUAUUAACAGGCGAGGGCGGUUCUGGAAAGACAUUUUACUUAGAGGAAGCAGCAAAGUACUUUUCAAAAGACGACAGCAUUGUUCGUAUCCAUCUUGGCGACCAGUCUGAUGUCAAGAUUCUUGUCGGUACUUACUCCAUUGGUGACAAGCCCGGCUCUUUUGAAUGGCGUCCUGGUAUUCUUACUGUUGCCGUUAUGGAGGGAAGAUGGGUUCUUAUUGAAGAUAUUGAUAAGGCUCCUACUGAUGUUUUAUCUGUUUUAUUACCACUUUUAGAGAAAAGAGAGCUGCUAAUACCUUCACGUGGCGAAACUGUAAAGGCUGCUAGUCAGUUUCAAAUCUUUGGAACAGUCAGAACAGUCAACAAAACUAAUGGUGCGCCAAUAAUCCCUGAAAUCAUUGGAAAACGUCUUUGGGAACAGGUGGAUGUCACACCUCCUACUUUGGACGAACUCAAGCUAAUCAUCAGAAACAGAUUUCCCAUUCUUGCAAACUUUUCAGAAAAGUUUGUUGACGCUUACCACACAAUCAUCCAGACUUUUGCACAGGCCAAAUUCAUUGCGCUUAAUAAAUCAACACAGAAUAGACCAAUCACUUCUAGAGAUCUUAUAAAAUGGGCCCAUAGAGUUGAUCUUCUUCUACGUGAAAAUGGUGUCACAGAUCCCAACCAACCUAUAAAUUCUGCUCUUUACGACCACAUCUUUGCUGAAGCAGUUGACUGCUUCACUGGUUUCAUCCCCAAUUUUGAUGCAUCCAAGUACCUUAUUUCUAUAAUUGGUGAAUGCCUUGAAGUUCCAUCUCACCGCGUUGACCUUUUUGUUCAGAACCAUAUCCCUGUCUUUACAAAUUCAAAUACAAAUGUCACAAUCGGUCGAGCAUCACUUGAAAGAAAGCGACUUUUGUCCAAGGCAAAACAAAAACAAAAGGCACAGCAAAUUGCAAACUUUGCCGACACAAACCAUGCUCUAAGAUUACUGGAAAAGAUUGGCGUUGCGGUCGCUAUGAAAGAGCCAACUCUUCUUGUUGGUGAAACUGGUACUGGUAAAACCACUGUUGUCCAGCACUUGUCUGCACUUCUCAAUCGAGACAUUACUGUCAUUAAUGUUUCUCAGCAAACAGAAUCUAGUGAUCUUUUAGGUGGUUACAAACCUAUCGACUCAAAAACUAUUGCCAUGCCUCUCAAGGAAUUGUUUGACUCGAUUUUUGAAUCAACAUUUUCUUCCAAAAAGAAUGAAAAGUUUUCUGCAUUGCUUACAAAGUGUUUUUCAAAGUCUCAAUGGAGUAACUGUGUUAAACUUUGGAGAGAAGCAAUCAAACUUGCCCGUACUCUUCUAAACCCUCCUGAACCCGAAGAAAACGCUCCCAAGAAGCGUCGUAAACUUUCUGAGUCUGACGUCGCUGAUCUGCAGCAAAAAUGGAACAACUUUUCUGAGAAGAUUGACAAAUUCGAAGUUCAAAUUAAACAAAGCGACAAGUCUUUCUUAUUUUCAUUCGUGGAAGGUUCUCUGGUUCAAGCUGUCAGACGUGGUGACUGGGUCUUGCUUGAUGAAGUCAACCUUGCUUCUCCUGAAACCCUUGAAAGCAUUGCUGACUUGCUUGCUGAAUCACCUUCUAUCACUCUUUCUGAAAAGGGUGACGCUGAAUCUAUCAAAGCUCAUCCAGACUUCCGCCUUUUUGCUUGUAUGAAUCCUGCAACUGAUAUUGGCAAGCGUGAUCUUCCUACUGGAUUACGGUCUCGGUUUACUGAACUUUACGUCCACUCUCCUGACACUAACCGUAAUGAUUUACUUUCCAUUAUUGACAAGUACAUUGGUCACAUUUCAAUCACCGAUGCAAUGGUUGUCAACGAUGUCGCUGAUCUUUACCUUACUGCUAAACAGCUGUCAGAAUCUAACAGUAUUGUUGAUGGUGCCAACCAACGACCGCAUUUCAGUAUCAGAACGCUGUCCCGUACACUUACAUACUCAGCCAAGAUUGCGCCAAUUUACCAACUUCGUCGCUCUUUGUAUGAAGGUUUCUGCAUGAGUUUUUCCACACUUUUAGACAAAAAGUCUACUGAAAUUCUUUUGCCCAUAAUUGAAAAGUACACUAUUCAAAAACUGAAAAAUGCCAAAUCUGUCAUGUCUCAAAUUCCUCCCCACCCCAAGGACGACCACGAGUACAUUCAAUUCCGCCAUUAUUGGCUUAAAAAGGGUGCAUUUGAGCCUGAAGAGCAGCCUGAUUAUAUCAUCACUCCAUAUGUUGAGAAGAAUCUUAUGAACUUGACAAGAGCCACUGCUGGCGGCAAAUUCCCUGUUCUCAUUCAAGGUCCUACAUCCAGUGGUAAGACUAGUAUGAUCAACUAUCUUGCCAAGAAAACUGGCCACAAGUUUGUUCGUAUUAACAAUCACGAACAUACUGACUUACAAGAGUAUCUCGGUUCCUAUGUUUCCAAUGCCGAAGGUAAACUUGCUUUCCAAGAAGGUGUUUUGGUCCAAGCUGUCCGAAAUGGUUAUUGGAUUGUUCUUGACGAACUGAACUUGGCUCCUACUGAUGUUUUGGAGGCACUAAAUCGUCUUCUUGACGAUAACAGAGAGCUGUUUAUUCCAGAAACUCAAGAAAUUGUCCGACCUCACCCUGACUUUAUGCUUUUUGCUACUCAAAAUCCUCCUGGUCUUUAUGGUGGCAGAAAGGUCUUGUCUCGCGCUUUCCGAAACAGAUUUUUGGAGCUACAUUUCGAUGAUAUUCCUGUUACUGAGUUAGAAGAUAUUUUGACUCGCCGCUGCCGUAUUGCUCCCAGUUACAGUAAAAAGAUCGUUGAGGUCUACAAACAACUUUCAGUUAAUCGUCAAUCGACUCGUGUGUUUGAGCAAAAGAAUUCAUUUGCCACUCUUCGUGACUUGUUCAGAUGGGCUGGUAGAGAGGCUAUUGGCUACGAUCAGCUUGCCGCCAAUGGCUAUAUGCUUCUUGGUGAGCGUGUUCGCAAGAAAGAAGAACGUGUCAUUGUAAAGGAAGUUAUUGAAAAAGUUAUGCGCGUCAAACUCGAUAUUGAUGCAAUUUACCAGUCUUUUGAACCCACUGAAAUUAUCAAUGCUGCCUCAAGUGUUGUUUGGACUCAAGGUAUGAAAAAGCUUGCUGUUUUGGUAAGUCAGGCAUUGAGAUACAAUGAACCUAUUCUGCUUGUUGGUGAAACUGGUUGUGGUAAAACAACAAUCUGCCAAGUUUUGGCUGACGCUGCUGGAAAAUCUCUUCACAUUGUCAAUGCUCACCAAAACACAGAAACUGGUGAUAUUAUUGGUUCUCAGCGACCUGUCAGAAACCGAUCUGAGAUGCUUGAGAAUCUGCAGCAAGAGCUUCAGAAGCUUCUCAAUACCACUGGUACUCUUGAUGAGUUGCGUGAGCAAUAUGAGACUGCUGACAAGUCUUCUUUUGAUGAAGAGUCUAUCCAACAUAUCACCGAUUUGGAAAACCACUUGAAGAUUCUUUUUGAGUGGUCUGAUGGUAGUCUUAUCCAAGCCUUGAAGUUUGGCGAUUUCUUCCUUCUUGAUGAGAUUUCCCUUGCUGAUGACUCUGUUCUUGAAAGACUUAAUAGUGUUUUGGAACCUGAAAGAACCAUUCUUCUUGCUGAAAAAGGCUCUAAAGACAGCUCUAUCACUGCUGUUGAUGGUUUCCAGUUUUUCGCUACCAUGAAUCCAGGUGGUGACUAUGGCAAGAAAGAACUUUCUCCUGCUUUGAGAAACCGUUUCACCGAGAUUUGGGUUCCUUCAAUGGAAAACAUGGAUGAUGUUCUUCAAAUUAUUACUUCCAAGUUGGAACCUGCUCUCAAGCCUCUCGGUAAUGUUCUUGUCCAAUUUUCCGAAUGGUUUGGUCAGACUUAUGGUGCCGGUGAUGCUUCUUCCGGUGUUAUUUCUCUGCGUGACAUGCUUGCUUGGGUUGGCUUUGCCAACAAGCUUUGUGACUCCAUUGGUAACGAGCUAAGUAUUCUUCAUGGCGCAUCAAUGGUAUUUAUUGAUUCCAUUGGUACCAACUCAACUGCUGCUCUGGCUGAGACCCCUGAGCUGUUAAAGGCCAAAAAGCUUGAAUGUGUCAAGAAACUUUCAGAACUUUUGAAGACUGAUCUUACUUCUUCUUAUUUGGAGAAGUUCCUUGUCAGUGUCACUGAUGAUAAGGUUUCAGUUGGCCCCUUUUCUCUUGAACGUACUGCUGCUGCCUCCAAGGUCUCUUUCAAUCUUCAGGCCCCUACUACUGCAAAUAACGCCAUGAGAGUUUUGCGUGGUAUGCAAGUCAAGAAACCCAUGCUUCUGGAAGGUAGCCCUGGUGUUGGUAAAACUAGUUUGAUUACUGCUAUUGCCGAAGUCACUGGUCAUAAACUUACCCGUAUCAAUCUUUCUGAGCAAACUGAUUUGAUUGACCUUUUCGGUUCCGAUUCACCUGCUGAGGGAGAGGGUAGCAACCAGUUUGUUUGGAGAGACGCCCCAUUUUUACAUGCUAUGCAAGAGGGUGGUUGGGUUUUGUUGGAUGAAAUGAAUCUUGCCAGUCAGUCUGUUUUGGAAGGUUUAAAUGCUUGUCUUGAUCAUCGUGGUGAAACUUAUAUUCCUGAGCUUGAUCGCACAUUUAAAUGUCACCCAGAGUUUACUGUUUUUGCUGCUCAAAACCCCCAGUAUCAAGGUGGUGGUAGAAAGGGUCUUCCCAAGUCAUUUGUCAAUAGAUUUACUGUUGUCUACAUUGACGUUCUUUCCACUGAUGACUUGAAAAUGAUUUCUCAGUAUCUUUACCCUAAUAUUCCUACAGAUGUUAUUAACAAGAUGAUUAACUUUAUCCUUGAACUGGAUACUGAAGUUUCUGUUAAGCGCAGCUUUGGUCAUAUUGGCUCUCCAUAUGAAUUUAACCUUCGUGAUACCAUGAGAUGGCUCAAACUUCUUACAACCCAAGAUCCUCUUUCUUCUAAUUAUGGUCCUGAAGAGUUCAUUGACAUUAUUGCGAAGGAUCGUUUCCGUACUCAAUCCGACAGGGAGUUUGUAGAAAAGAUUUAUACCAAGCACUUUGGACCUUUUACUAAGCGCUCUGACUUUUUCCAAAUUAGCGAGGAGUAUGUCCAAGCUGGUCAUAGUUGCAUUGUUCGUGACUCUUUGCGUGAGCCUACUUACCCCCAUGUUUUGCCACUCCAGUGCAAUAUUCAGGCUUUGGAAACAGCCAUCACUUGCGUUAACAACUCUUGGCCCUUGAUUAUUGUUGGUCCUACCAAAUCCGGUAAGACAAAUCUUAUUCGUUAUCUUGCUCAAGUUACUGGUCAUGAACUAGAAGAGUUUGCUAUGAAUGGCGAUAUUGACAGCAUGGAUCUUCUUGGUGGCUUUGACCAAGUCGAUAUGAACCAAAAAUGCUCCAAGCUAAUUCAGGAGCUUAUUGAGAUUUGUCUUAAUGCCACCUGUAAAUUUUUUGGGGAGUUUGCUGCCACCGAAGUUGACCCUAUGUUCGAGCUCUUAACUUAUUUGAAGGUUGUCAAGAUUUCUCCUGAAACUAUUGAUAAAAUUUCCAGUACUUUGCCUAAGGUUAUUGAGCUUUGCCCUGAUUAUGCCUCUCAAAUUGCUCCUCUUUUGGAAAAAAUCAAUGAUGUCAAAGAGAAGCUUCAUAUCGUUAACCAAGCUAGAUUUGAAUGGUUUGACGGUACCCUUUUGCAGGCUGUUGAGAAUGGCAAGUGGCUUGUUUUGGAUAAUGCAAAUUUGUGCAAUCCUUCUGUCCUUGAUCGUUUGAACUCACUUUUAGAGCCCAAUGGUUCUUUGAUUGUAAACGAGUGCUCUCUUCCAAGUGGUGAGCCCAGGGUUGUCACGCCUCAUAAGAACUUUAGACUUUUCUUGACAAUGGAUUCUAAGUAUGGAGAGUUGUCUCGUGCUAUGAGAAACCGUGGCGCUGAAUUGUAUUUGGAUUCUAUUUCCACUAGAGCCACCCCUUUUGAUCGCCAGCUUCUUCAGAUUGAACAGCCUCAAACAACUGAACCCUUGGAUUCACAACUUUCAUCUCUCUCAUUGAAGUCAUCGGCUCUUCCCAGUUCUUCUUUUAUCAAAGCCAGUGAUUCUUUUUCUAGAGCGUUUUCUUUACUUGAGGACUCUAAUUUGUUUUCUGAAACAAUGAAUUCUUUCUUGACUUCUUUGGAAUUGAGCUUGUUGCCAAGAAACUAUGCUAUUUUCCUGAAAUCGUGGGUCUCUAAUAUUUUGAGUCUUGAUUACUACACCGCUACUGAGCGUGAACGUAUUUCUUCUUUUUCCUCUUACGUUUCUUUGGCUCUCAAAACGCCCCUACAGUCUACUUUGGAUACCAUUUUUGGCGACAAUGAGCUUCCUGAGCCUAUUUCUAAGUCUCAGUUUUUUAAUCCUGUUAUUAACUCAUAUGUCUCCAGCAAGGCUAAGGCAAACAAGAAUGGCCUUACUCCUUCCGAUGUUGCUGUUAUUUUGUACUGCAUUCCUUUGUUGAAUCAGAUCAAGCUUGCCUUGGAAAAGUGCGAGUCUAAUGUUCAUACUUUAAAGCCUUCUUCAUUUACUUAUUUGGAGCGUGCUGCUGCCAAGCAUUUUGAAAAGCCACUGAAAAACCCUGCCAAAGUUGACGUUUAUUCUAUGAUUAACGUCAUUUAUCAGUUCAUCUCUAGUGUUGUUUACCAGUGCAUGACAUCUCCUGUUUCUGAUCUUACUGAACCUUUGUUUUCUUUGGUUUUACUCCUGCAAAUUGGUGUUGAUUUGACUGCACUAUCUUCUUCCAAGACCACUGAUGAAAGUCAACUUCCCGUUUACCGUGACAUUUUAGAUGACUGGUACAAUAAGAGAGGUUCUGCUGAGAUUUUCGCAACGGAAGACAGCAAACUAAAGAGCGCCAUUUCUGAGUUUGGUUGCCAGUUGGACCUUACUUCUGGCACUUCAAUGAAGCUUAUUUGGUCGCAGUGUCAUGAGGAAGUUCCGUCAUCUCUUAAUUCAUGGACCAGAUAUGAGCGUGUGAUUUCGGUGGCUCAAAAGUUUGAUUCCGUUUCAGCGUCUUUAUUCUCCAAUUCUAUUGACACUAUUCGAUCUCUUCAGUCAGCAGUCAUUCAAACAAUCAAUGCAGCUUUGAAGUCUGACAGUGAGAAUAUUGAACUGGAUGAUUUGAUUCAGAAAUUAGAAUCUGGUAUUGAUACUCUUCAACAACAAGCUGCAAAUUUUGAGGUUCAAAGAAAGCAUUACUUUGACAGUGGAUUUGUUCACAUUUCCCAAAUCAUUGAACUUUCUUCACUUCUUGAUCCUUCAAUUAGAAAGGAGGCUUAUCGUAUUCUUGGAAAUAUUUCUUAUAAUUCCAAGUAUUCUACUUACCAUCUUUCCAAAUAUGAAAGACAAAAUAUUCAGUUUCCUUAUGCUCCUUUGUUUGACACUCUUUGGAAGUAUGAAGACGGUGAGCUUACCGCAUCAGCCGUUGAUUUUGUCAAUAAUGGAAUUGGUCAACUUCUCUUGUCUUACACCAACAAGAUUGAUAAUGUUGCAUCUCAGGAUCGUAACCAAGCAAUUUUGGAUUUCCAGACCCUUACUGAAACUGUUGUUUCUCAAUCUCAGUAUCUUGUUAAGGAUCAUUUGAAUCAGUUUUCUCAGCUUCUUUACCUGACUAUUUUGCAAUUUGUUGAAGUUCAUUCAAUUUCCAUUACCGGAUUGCCUACCGACGUUUCUGCUCUCUCUUCAGAUGUGAUUUCUCAGCUGUUCAAUAACAUUUCUCAAUCAGAAAACACAAAUUUUGUUUUGGCUUUUGAAAAGUACAUUUUGAAAGCCUUGAAGAACUUGACCGACUCAUCAAAGGUUGCUGCUGCUCGUGCUUGGAUUUACUUUGCUUUGGGCAUGUUGGUUCUUUACGUUCCAAACAUUCCAUUUGAUCCUGCCAUUCACCAGCAUGUGGCUUUUGAUCGCUCUGUUGCCCAAAAGUCUCUUUCUGAGGAAGUUACUUCUUGCUGGAGCUACUUGAAGUCCAUUUUUGUGAGCCCUGAAAACUCUGAGCUUGAGAAAUGCUGGGAGAAUCGCAUUCCACAACCUUUCUCAGAAGAUGCACCUACAAUUUACAGACCAACAGCCUCGCAGAUUGGUGCCAUCUAUGAUGAGUGGAAUUCAUUGCUUGCGAUUCUUCCUGAGUCUCUUGUCUUGUCUCUUAUCGAUGAAAAUAAUGAUGUUUCUUUGCAUUUGGAUCAAAUUAAGAAUCUUCAGAGAAAUACUACUCAAUUCAUAUUGAGAAUGAACUCCAAUUUUAAACAGUAUUCUGAUAUUACUUCUCUUCUUAAUUCUUUCGUUUAUGCCAUGAAGCUUGGUCUUGACAUUUUUGCCAGCAUCGAUCGAUCCACUUCUUUCAAGCCUUAUAGUCUUAUUGAUCCCACUCAGAUCCUUGAUUCUAGCAAGCUUUUGGAGAUUUUCUCUCUUAUUAAGAACGAUGUCACUAAACUUCCUGAUGACAUUAGCAAUCCUCUGUUGCUUUGCCUUCUUGAAACUACCAACUUGAUGCACAAGACUAGAAUUGAAAGCGACAAGUCAAUUAAGACUCAAUCAGAUUUAGAUGAGAUUAUUGUUUUUGUUUUCCGCUCAUUCUAUUACAAAUGGUCUUUGACCAAGAUGCGCGAUGAGACUGCAGAAGCUGCUAAGCAAUCUGUUUUCCAGGACAAUAGCGAACAAGAGGUUGAGGACGAUUUCAAGCGCAUGUUCCCUGACUAUGAAGACGUUCUUUCUUUGGAAGAUUCCUCUAAGCAUACAAGUGAGGAUAUUUACUCUGACUUGGUUCAAAUCUAUCUACAAACUUUUGGUGAAGGUUCUAUUUCCAUUUCUGAAGUUACCUUGCGCAAUGUCAAGUUUUUGCAGGAGUAUUGCAAGACCCAUGCUCAUCAAUUUGUUUCUGACAAUCUCACCAACGUUCUACCGGUCAUUACUACGCUUCUCUCAAACUCCAUUAAAGGCCAAGAUUCUUCUGAAUCUCUGGAAAGCCCCUAUGACUUCUACCACUCGCCUCGUCCCGAAGAGACUGUCAAAUUCACUACUUUGGCUCUUAAGGUUAAGGCCCAGAUUGACAAGUUCCUUGAGAUUUGGCCCGAGCAUGCAACUCUGCAGCACAUUGCAGCAAACUGUGAGGAAAUUCUUGCACUUCCUCUUAUGUCUCCUAUUGCUCGUUAUUUGGUUAUGGUUGAACAAAUUUACGAGCUGCUUGAUGGAUGGGAGAAAUCUGCCAGCAAGGACUACUCUGUCAUGGCCAUUUCUCAAGAAGUUGCCAAUGCUAUUGUCAGCGUUCGCAAGCUUGAACUUUCUUCUCUUCCCAGACUUUUGGAUCUUGAAGAAGUUAACGCCAUCAAGGAAAUGAGCAUGCAGUGGUUUACUCUCUUUGAGCUUUUGCUUGGUAACACCUCUCAACUUGAUGAGGAUAAUGAAGAAUCUACCAAGUUGGCCGCCAGCAUUGUUCAAAACCUUACCACUUUUGUUAGUCGCUCCAACUACGGCCAGUUUGACUCUCGAUUGAAGCUUUUGGCUGCCUUUUCUGAGCACACUAACCAGCUUAGUGAGCAAUACUCAGUCUUAGCACAAGUUUCUGAAAGUAUCAAGAACGUCAUCAAUUUUUACGAACCUCUAUCUAAAAAGGUUUCUGCUCACAUUAUAGAUUCGAGAAAGGCUCUUAUGAAGGAGGUUAAGGAUAUUGUAGAUUUGGUCAGAUGGAAGGACACUACAGUUCUUGCUUUGAAACAGUCUAUUAAAAAGUCACAUUAUAAGGUUCACAAGGUUGUUAGAAAAUACAGAGAUGUUCUUUCGGCUUCCAUUGAGCCAAUUGCUUCCGCUGGUCUAGACCAGCUUCCUGAAGCUGAUGCAACUGCCCUUAUCACUUUAGAGCUUACUCCUACUGCUGCAUAUAACAGUAUCACUAAGCAUCUGGAGCUUGCCAGGAUGAUUCCUCAGUGGAAGUCUCGGUCUACUCAUCUUUCUGAUGUUGAACAAACCGCCAAUAAUAUGCACCGGUUUAUUUUGAAGGUUCAAGCUGAGGAGCUUCCUGAUCUGGAGGACUUUGCUACUGAGAUUAUUUCUGAUAUGAAUCGCCUCAGAGACGCUACUCCUAAGGUUCUUAAUGAAGAAACCAAGAAGGAAGUUUCUACUUUGAAGAUGCAAAAGAGCAAUCUUUUGACGACCGCGAUCAAGGAACUUAGACGUAGUGGUCUCAAGACUACUGUUCGUGCUGACAUUAAGGAACGUCAGGCCUUGAUGACCAGUAUUAUGUCUUCAGUUCCUUCUCUUACUGGUGCUCAAAUUGGAAAGAGCAACACUUACUUUUACAAAAUUAUCGAUUUGGUGCCACGGUUGCGUGUCGCUGCUAUUUCUUCUGAGAGUGACGCCCCUCAAGCCGAUAUUCAGCGAGGUUUGGCUAUUUCGGAAAAUAUUUUAUCAUUGAUUUUGCAGCAACGUAGCACUGUCGCUACAUUAUUGGAAGGAAAUGAAUCUCUGGAAACACUUUUGGCUGCUCUCAAUUCUGUGGCUGCUCUUUUGAAUGGAGAAGACAAGAUUCAAAGUAGUCAUUUACUGCCUAUUGUUCAAUCUUCUAGUCUGGUAGUUGCUUGGGUUCCUAAGCUUAUGUCGUUUGCUGUUGAUUCUUGCAAGAGCGCUUCGUUUAUUGGAAAGAUUUCUUCAGUUGAUACCAAGGUUUUCCAAAACAUUUCUGAGACAUUUGUCGACUUAGCUGUUAGAUUCAAGCGCUACCAGCCAUUGCUUUCCAAUAAAUUGGUUACUCAAUCAACUGAAGAACUUAUUUCGCAGCUCAAAUUUGAACUUAUUUCUGCAAUUAGUGAACUCAAUAAGUGGCAGAGUGCCCAUGUUUCACUUGCAUUUGUUGGCCAAGUUGUCAUUCAAUGGAUGCAGGAGCAGCUUACUUAUUUGGGCUCUCAUAUUGAGUCCACUGAUUCUGAAAAUGUCCCCACCCUCGAGCUUUUAGAAGAGAAGGUUAAGACAAUCAGUAAAUCUUCCAUGGUUGUUAUUCAAAACAUUGUUGGAACAACUUCCGAGGAAAUUACCACUGAGGCUGAUAAUUGGUUUGUUAAAUCUCAAACUCGUCUUGGCAAUUAUCCCCGCCAGCUUCACCAGCAAAAGAUGAUUGACCUUAUUCGUGAGGUCAUUCACAUUGUUGCCAACAUUUCUUUCAAGUCACCUGAGAAUUCGUCUAAGGCCAUUGCUUUGAUUGGUACUCUUGUUCCAUUUUUCAAAGAGUACAAGGUCCUUUGUGAUUUGAUUCAAAACAAGCUUCUUCACGCAAUGAACCGCAACAACAAAACGUUUUACAUCUUGAUGGGCGCUUUGAACAGCAUUUCAACUAAUGGUUUCUGUACUCCUCAAGAAGAAUCCAAGGACGACAACACUGAAACCACAUCUAAUGGUACCGGUUUGGGCGAUGGUGCUGGUGACGCCAACUCCAAGGAGGACAUUGAUCAAGAUGAGGGUCUUACUGAGGAUGCUCAAACUGAGAACAAGGAACAGGAGAAGGAUGAUGCCAGAGAUGAAAAUGAGGAAGAUAAUGCUGUUGAAAUGGAAGGUGACAUGGCUGGCGAACUUGAAGAUGCUUCCGACCAAGAAAAGUCUGAUGACGAAGAAGACGACAAGGAAGAUGAGGAGAUGGACGAGGAAGUUGGUGAUGUUGAUGACUUGGAUCCUAAUGCUAUUGACGAAAAGAUGUGGGAUGAAGAGGGCGACGACAAUAAUAAGGAGAAGGAGUCCGACAAGGUUCCUGAAAAUAAUAAUCAAGACAAUCUCCAAGCCAAUGAAGAUGAUGGCGAAGCCAACGAAGACAACGAAAACCAGGAUGGUAAAGAUGGAGAAGAGUCUAAGGAAGGAGAUGAAGAAAAUGAAGAAGAAGAAGAAGAGGACGAUGCGGCUGAGCAAGAUGAUGCUGUUAAGCAUGAUGAAGGCGAGCAGCUUGAGGACAAUAUUCCUGAGUCUGAAGUUUUGGAUCUUCCUGAGGAAAUCAACCUUGACGGCGAUGACGGCAAGGAGGAGGAGAAUGACCAAGACGACGAGAUGGAAGAUGUGAAUAUGGAUGAUGCUAUGGAUGUUGACACUGAGGACAAGAAGAAGGAGGAUGAAAAGAAUGAUGAAGAAGAAGGUGCCAUGAGCGAAGUUGAAGGGGAGGAAGAUAAGGACCACCCUGAAGCAGAUAAGGAAAACAAUGAGAUGGAGGUUGAUGGUGAUGAAGGUGAUGAGGAAAGAGAAGAGGAGGGUGAGAAGGAUGAAGAUGGAACUACCGAGAAGGAUAUUAUGGAGGAAAAUGAAGAGAAUGAGGACAAUGAAUCCGGCAAGCCCCAGCAAAAUGAGAUGGAAAACAACAUGGAGGGUCUUGAUGGUCCUGAUCAAUCUGUGGAUGACCAAACUGCCAACGAGGAGAAUGCUGUUUCUCAAGAUGCAUCAGCCAACAAGGGCGAAGGUAGCAAUUAUCAGACUGAAGAAGAGCAAGAUAACCUCGAGAACAAUGGCGGAGCCUCGUCUUCCAAGCCCGAGGAAAACAAUAGCGAGGACAAGGAAGAGGAGACUGUAAAUGAUGAGGCUCGUAAGAACGUGGAAGAGUCAAUGAAGCAGCUUGGUGACGCGCUUAAGGAGUACUAUGACCGCAAGAAAGAUAUCAAGGAAGCCUCUGAUGACCAACAGCAAGAGAGCGAGGACACUUCGGGAGCCAACCAGAACCCCGAUGAGUUUGAGCACGUUGAUGGCGAGAGCUCUGCGCAUGAAACACAAGCUCUUGGAUCUGCUUCGCAUGAUCAUCGCCAACGCAUUGACGAAACUAAGGCAAUUGAGGAGGAGGAGCAGGAGGAUGUUGCUGCCGAGGAAAACCGUGAAGUACAGGAUGAAGAGAUGCCUGAUACGCAUGAUGAAGAAGCACCUACAGGUGAGCAAAACACAGACAUGUCUUCGCACGCACAGUCAAUGGUUGGAGAGCGGAUGCGCCAGGAUGACGACGAAGAAGGUGGUGCAGAAGCCCUGCACGAGGUUCAAGAUGAUGAAGAUGUGGAGAUGCGAGAUCCAGACGAUCCUUUGUACGAUGGGGCUGAGCCUGGGUUUGAACCUGCGCGAACUAUUGAGGAAGCUCGGGAGCUUUGGCAGACGAAUGAGACAGUUGUUCAAGAAUCUGCACUUGCAUUGACAGAGCAGCUGCGAUUAAUUUUGGAGCCCACUCAGGCGACCAAACUGCGGGGCGACUUCAAGACUGGUAAGCGACUCAACAUGAAGCGGAUUAUUCCGUACAUUGCCAGUCAGUUUAAGAAGGACAAGAUUUGGAUGCGCCGUACUAAGCCGUCGAAACGCCAGUACCAGAUUAUGAUUGCUGUUGACGACUCCAAGUCGAUGGCCGAAUCUCAAGCUGCCAGACUAGCGUUCCAAUCAAUUGCGCUCAUUUCAAAAGCUCUGACACAGUUGGAGGCUGGGCAGCUUGCGAUUGCACGGUUUGGCGAGUCGACGCAGGUUGUGCACCCAUUUGAGCGACCAUUUUCUUCUGAUUCUGGUGCUCACGUGCUGCAAUGGUUUGGGUUUGAACAGACCAAGACAGAUGUGAAACAACUUGUGCAGAAAUCUAUUGGGCUAUUUGAGGAGGCCGAGGCUCGAGGGUUCCAAUCUGGUGGCGGCGAGCAAUGGCGACUGGAGAUUAUUAUUUCUGACGGUAUGUGCGAGAGCCACGAGGCCUUGAGGAGAUUGGUACGCAAAGCAAGGGAGGAGCGGAUCAUGGUUGUUUUUGUUGUUGUUGAUGGUCUUAACAACCAAGGAUCGAUUUUGGAGAUGAAGGAUGUGCAAUAUGAUGGAGAAACUGGUGAGAUGAAGAUUGAGCGGUACUUGGACCAUUUCCCGUUUGAGUACUAUAUAAUUGUGAAGGAGAUUCGUGAACUUCCCAAUGUUUUAUCGCUUGUAUUGCGCCAGUUCUUUUCAGAGGUUGCAGAGUUGUCUUAA